Messenger RNA from Varanus komodoensis (Komodo dragon), 2437 nucleotides. Its product is annotated as very-long-chain enoyl-CoA reductase-like. Gene Ontology annotation, biological process: very long-chain fatty acid biosynthetic process. Gene Ontology annotation, molecular function: oxidoreductase activity, acting on the CH-CH group of donors. NCBI's taxonomy places the organism in Eukaryota, Metazoa, Chordata, Lepidosauria, Squamata, Varanidae. Bases 639 to 1247 code for a protein of 202 amino acids. The transcript has 8 exons. The record is from RefSeq and is a predicted model, not a curated record.
GUAUGGGAGCAUAUUGGAGAAAGUGCAUAUGCUGGUUACAGGCCACUCACUUGCUUUCUGGUGUCCUAAACAACCAAAAAACCUUCAAUUCCUGGGUAGUUCUCUAUGGCAUCUGAACCCUGAACCCAAUAACUCUGGGUUAUUGAGGGAGAAACAACCCAAAGCUAUAACUUAUGGUUUGUUCUUGGAUUAUAAUGCUGGGUUAUUUCUCCCUGAAGAACCCGGAAUUCUGGAUUUGGACAUCAUAAAAACCAACCCAAAGACAAACUGACCACCAGUUAUUUAGCAUAGUACAAGCAGGUAAGUGGGACUCUCACAGUUCCAAACAAUCCGUGAUUAGCAAACCAUGGGUUGUUUCAUCAAGCAUGUUGUUUCUAUGAAAAUAGCUUUUUCAUGUCUCUAGAAUAGGCAACACAGGGCCUGCUGGGGGCUUUGCUUCACCAUUGCAACCAACCAACCAAAAAAUAAAAUAAAAUAUGCUGUCUGGAGCCUAAUCAUGACUAGUAUUAGGUCUUUGCUGGCAUUCAGUGCAGCUGAGAGUUGUCGUGAUAACAGACUAAUAUCUCCUCUCUUUUUUGCAGGUAUUUUUGAUAGAAUAUACGGGUCCAUUGUUCAUCUAUUUUGUGUUUUAUUUCCGCAUGCCUUUUAUCUAUGGCCUGGAUGACAGGGUUACCUCAAGCCGACAUUCAGUUGUUAACUUGGCAUGUAUCUGCCAUUCUUUCCACUACAUCAAAAGGUUGAUUGAAACAAUAUUUGUUCAUCGGUUCUCCCAUGGAACUAUGCCACUGAGGAAUAUUGUUAAGAAUUGUUUCUAUUACUGGGGAUUUGCAGCCUGGCUUGCUUAUUAUAUCAACCACCCUCUUUACACACCACCCUCUUAUGGACAAAAACAGAUCAAUUUUGCUCUGAUCAUGAUUCUGACAUGUGAAGCUGGAAAUUUUUCUAUUCAUGUUGCACUUAGUAAUCUAAGAAGAGAUGGUAAAAGAUCCAAGACCUGUAAAAUCCCUUAUCCAACAAAGAAUCCUUUCACAUGGCUAUUUUAUUUUGUUUCCUGCCCUAAUUAUACUUAUGAGCUGGGGACAUGGAUUGGUUUUACUAUCAUGACUCAGUGUGUUCCAGUGGGAUUGUUCACCUUGCUCUGUUUCAUCCAGAUGACAGUCUGGGCAAAGAAUAAACACCGCACCUAUAUGCGAGAGUUUAAGGACUACCCUAGCCUAAGAAUGUCAAUUGUUCCUUUCUUAUUAUAAGAGUGAGAUUGUUUUUCAUGAAUCAAGCAAAGUUGAUGGAUCUGUAUGGAGAAAACAUUAGGCAAAUAUGAUAUGUUAAGAAGAUAAUUUAGGUGAAGUGUUUCAGAUGCAUGCUGAACCUACUCUGCAGUGAGAAAUCCAAGGACUCAAAAGCCAUGUCUCCCCUAUUUCUGAAUCUGCAGGAUUCAGGAUUGACUCUCUCUUUUCCUAUUGCCUUUUUAGCCAGAGAAGAGCAUUCAACUGCAGUCUAGAUCACCAAGGUAUCUUCAUCAGCUGAGAGGAGGUGCUUUCAGUAUAAAUCUGUAUUGGAAGUAGUGGCAAAAAGGAAGCAUGAGAAUUUGCAAUAAAAUAGUCUGGAAUUCCACAAACCUGCAUGUUCUGAGGGAAAUGCAAGGCAGUCUCACAACUAGAUAGCAUCCUUCUCUGCCUCCGAAAGCAGCAUGGGCUGUCUCAGUCAGGCAUUUGCUGUGGUACAUAUAUUAGCAAUGUAGAUGAAAGUAUCACCUGGAGACAACAUUAGAACUGAGUAGAAAAGACACUUAGAAUAAUAAUGCAAUACAACUCAGUUUCAGGCUGCAAGUUGGGGAUUAUUCACCUGAAUGUUCACAAUGCAAGAAAGCCCUGUGUAUGCAGAAAGCUCUAGGAUAUGAGGGGGAAAGGAUUCUGGCCUAUUUCUCCUGCCCAGCCUACUACAGGCAUUGUUUUAUUUUUAUUUUUUGGUGGGGAAAGUAUUCAAGCAUUCUCCAUAUGAUGCAUAUGAACAUUCUACCUGCAGUAUCAUUCUUGGGAAAAAAUUAUAUUGCAGUGUUGUGCACAUACUGUAUAUUUGAGAAAUCAGCCUUACUGAACUCAGUGUGAUUUACUUCCCAAACAUGCACAGGAGUUUGCCUACACACAGGUUAGAGAGCUGCAGUCCUCAGAAGAGUAUGCCUUUCUACACAUGUCAGGAUACAAAGAAAUACUGAACCUUCCUAUAUUAUAUUUUGUUCCUAGAGUAUUAGUGUGUUUUAAGAAGGCUCUGUGCAAAUUAUAUCAAGACCAUAAUGCAAUACUGUCUUAAACUUUAAAAAGGUCAACAAAGAGGUAUGAACUGUUUCCUUGACAAGAUUUAUUUCUCUAGAAUUAAUGUACAGACAUUUUUCCAACUAUUUGUAAAGAUAAUAUGCAAUAAAGUCAAGCUUAUAUUUUGA